AUUUGGUGCCACCGAGUCCCCUUCCACGUCGAUCUAUACCGUGCCGCAGCACUUUACAUCACUGCCAGCAGCACGCGCUUCCAAAUCAACACCGUCGCCAUCUUUCAGAAGCAAGCGGUACCUUGUACCACGUCGCUAAGGGGAAGCAUCAAUAGCCUCCAGAUAACCACAUACGCACACGGGAUUGGUAAGCGCCCCUCCUGGCGUUCACCAUCCCCAGCAUUGCGUGCAUUCAGACCCUAAUCGCCUCUGCAUGGCAGGCCCAAACGACCUCUUCCUAAGUUUCGCCGAAGCAAAGCUCCUCCACCUCGCCACCCUCUUUCUCCUCGUCGAACGAAGCGACUCGGCUCGAAGAGCGCAUCGCUGGGAUUGCUGGUACUUGCGUGCCAUCUUUCUUACAAACGCACCCACUGCUUUCCUUCUCGCACACAACCUCUACAGAAUACUUCGCCCAUAAUGUCGCACGUCGUGGUAUUCAACUCGUACGCGAGAUCAUUCAAGAUUCCCACUACGCCUACAAAGUAUUUGACUCAGGUGCGGGAUGAGGCGUGCCAGAAGUUUGGUGUCAACAAGGAUCAGUUUACAUUAAAAUACAACAACAAGCCUAUAUCACUCUCCCAGCAGAUACGCCUUGCGAACCUCCCCCAGGGCGCCCGGUUAGAGCUCGUACAAGCAUCACGAUCACCUACUGUCAUAUCUGUAGCCCUUCAGCUGCCAGCGACCGAGAAGAAUGUACGUCUUACAAAUAAGUUCGCGAGCAACACCUCGUUGUGGGAGAUUCUACGCCAUUUCGAGAGUAGCCCAGGGACCAACUACAACUUUACCCAGCGCGGUAUUCCUGAGAUGAGUGGUGCAUCCGGUGCCGGAAGGUUACAUUAUGAGCAGCCCGUCAUAACCGUCAUGCCUGGUCACAAAGAGCAGUCGAGCUUUGUCGAACUACAACAGACACUCAGCCAGUUGGGUUUCGACAGCGGAUCAGCUCUGCUGAAACUGUCGUACAGAAAUAGCGGCACCCCGCUAGAAGAAGCUAUGGCGCAAAUAUCACAGUAUUUUAAGCCCAGCGAGCCUUCCGCUGGAGCAGAGGGGGCACAUGCUUCAACAAUCAGUCAAUUAGCCUCGAUACCGGACCCGGCUCAAGCCGCUCCUGAGGCAACAGAAACUGUCGCUGGUGAGACCGUGCGCAAUGACGAGCCUGAUCCAGAGCCGAUGGAUGUUGAGCCGAAAACUGCAGCUCAGCCUGCACAGAAACAGGAGGUAUCGACAGAGAAAUACGCAGCAGAGAGCAUCGAGAACACCUCUCCAGCUGCAGCCCUAGCAGCAGCAACGUCAACAGCUUCAUCUGUGCCAAUACAGCCCUCUCAACCUUCGUCACAACCUGCCCAAGAUACAUCACAGCCGGCCGAAAAGUCUCGCAAUGUCCAAAUCUUCUCUGCACCAACUUCGUCGACUCCACAAGCAGCACGGAAUGCCUUCAACGAGAGCGACUACCUUCCGACCAUCGAACACGCAAAAGCACACCAAAAUGCGCUCCUAAAUAAGACUAAGAAUACUCGCCUACUCUCUGACAAGGAACUCGAAGAGCAAGAAAAAGAGAGGCAGGCCAAGAUUGCAGCAGCAGCUGAGAAGGGUGGUUCAUUGCGGAUACGCAUGCCCGAUGGUGCGCUUAUUCAGAUGUCUUUUAACAAGAACGAUACUGCAGCUGGUCUCUACGACUUUGUUCGCGAUUUCUUAGAGAAGAAGAAUGAGCCCUUCCAACUCAAGAAUACAGGCCCAACAGGUCGUCUAGUUCUAAUCCCACGAGACGACAAGCGGCUAGUACAGGAUCUGCGUUUCUUCAACAACGAACUCGUCACAUUCCAAUGGGCCGAGAACGCAAGCGCAGGGACAAGGGCGAGUCGGCAUGUACUUGCGUCGGAGUGGCAGGCAAAAGCUCAAAUGUUGAAAGUUGAGGAGCCCGCGCGCGAAGACCUGGUCCAGCCGCAAUCAAAUCAAUCUCAAGGAGGGUCUGUGACUGAGGGCAAGAGGAAAGCGAACAUGAGCAACGAGGAGAAGGAGAGCAAGCUCAAGAAUCUGCUUGGAAAGGGAUUGUUCAAGAAGAAAUAGAAGGGUUCCUUUACGCGGCAUUCUGUAUGGUGUUUGUUGUUUGGAUUAGCGAAAGAGUUGUGAAUAAGACAUGAUUUUCUAGCCCAUCAGAUCUUCGUGACUGACUUUAAGG
This is a messenger RNA of Bipolaris sorokiniana ND90Pr, 2215 nucleotides long. RefSeq lists its product as uncharacterized. NCBI's taxonomy places the organism in Eukaryota, Fungi, Ascomycota, Dothideomycetes, Pleosporales, Pleosporaceae. The transcript has 2 exons. The record is from RefSeq and is a predicted model, not a curated record. Gene Ontology annotation, molecular function: protein binding. Bases 457 to 2103 code for a protein of 548 amino acids.